This is a messenger RNA of Lates calcarifer (barramundi perch), 6214 nucleotides long. It is a transcript of the gene slc6a4a, whose product is annotated as solute carrier family 6 member 4a. Gene Ontology annotation, cellular component: neuron projection; membrane. Gene Ontology annotation, biological process: sodium ion transmembrane transport; serotonin uptake. NCBI's taxonomy places the organism in Eukaryota, Metazoa, Chordata, Actinopteri, Centropomidae. The coding region runs from base 2511 to 4535 and encodes 674 amino acids. Gene Ontology annotation, molecular function: serotonin:sodium:chloride symporter activity; serotonin binding. The transcript has 16 exons. The record is from RefSeq and is a predicted model, not a curated record.
UCUGGGCCUCAGCAUUUAAAAGGUGAAGUGAGUUUAUUGCAUCAUAAACACCCUUUCAAUUCUGAGGGAAAACUGCAUCACAAACAAUCUGCAAUCUGAGCCAUGGACACACAGUUAAGGUUGUAUUUUUAUUUACUCUCUUGUGUGCUCUGCAGUUUUAUUUGUUUUGUUUUUUUACAUUAGAUUUCAUGUUUUGUCCUUGUGCUCAGAGCUUUUUCACUAUGCUAACCUCUUGGACACUUGCGAAACAGCAGUGAUAUACUCCUACUAGAAUAACACUUUCCAAUAACACACAAUCUUCCCAUAACUUCCUCUCCCUGUAGACAAGACAGGGUCAACCAGAAAAGCAGCAUAGGUGUGCGUGUGUACAUAUGAGUUGUGUGUGUGCGUGCAUCCACAUCAUUUGUUAUUAUAUCUUCUGUCUGUAUCCCCCUGAUUGGGUAUCUAGGAAUGUUAAAAGCAGGAAAAGGUCGUACUUCAACAAUACUCGCUCAUUUCUACACAGAAGGGCUACGUUGCCGUGCCAGGUGAAAAUCCAAGCUCUUCCUGCACAGACUCUGCAAUCAUUCCUCAGUGACGUUCCAACUCUUCCUGCUUUAAAACACUCCUGUCAAGACACCAGACCAAUCAGGACACAGUAUGCUUCUCAUUAAGUAAGUCACCAGUUCACUCUCCUGGAAGUUUGUGUCACGCAAGUACUUUAAGAAAUAGAGAAGUUCUACACUCAUCACUGACACUUUCCUGAAGAUAAAUUAAGUUUGUGUCUUCCACAGAGGUGUUUAGAUGCCAUACACCAAUAUGUCUGAACAGUGGAUUUUGAGGGACAUGAAAAGUGAUCUUUGCUUAGCAGAUGUGGGUGAUCAGGUAACACAGGUAACACAGGCACAGGUCUCAAUAUCCCAUAAUAAAUCAGAUUUAACCCCUACUUGGGGUUAAAUAAGCCUUUACAGGGCAGCCUGUAAAGGCAGGGCAGCCUGUAAAAGGCUUAUUGUGGGUAUAUUUUAAGGUGUGAGAUGCAGAACAAAGCAGGAUUGUGAACCUAUGAACCUGUCCACCCUGGCUUACAGAUCCUGAUGUCAGAAAUGAGUCUUAUGAUCGUUUCCAUGUCGGGCUGUUUGUGUUUGACAGGAGGAAUUAGCCCACUGUUGAACCAUACAGAACUCUUCACUACACACCUGGUCUCAUUAUUCUCUUCCAUUUUUUCCCCUCUCUUCUUCCCCUUUUUAGUGUGUGUGUGUGUGUGUGUGCAUUCCUUGUGUGGAUUUGUGUGUGCUGCAGUGAGGAUUAACCUAGUACUUCAGCUGAUGCUGAUUGGAAUGACGUUCAACACACACAGGCUGGCUUUUAACAAGAAGGAGAGACUGGACCUUGUGUGUGUGUGUGUGAGAGAGAGAGAGACAGAAAGAAAGAGGACACUGAUUAUAAUUUAAUGUCAACAUGACAGGAGCUGUGUUGUUAGUCUGUGUCUGGGCUGCCCUCUUUUAUAUCUUAUCUCCCUCCUGCUCUUCACACACACACAUGCACACACAAUGGAGGCUAUGUACACUGACUGUACUACUGUACCUGGCAUAGUGCCUUUUGGCCCCGUCAGUUGCAGGUGCAGGUAAAUGGGUUAGUUAGGCCAGGACACAGACAGGCUGGGACUUAAAUAAUCUGUCUCUCACACUCCAACACUCUCCUCAUAAUGUGCACAUUUCACCUUGCUGAUUUCCGACAUUUUGUGACCUAAUUUAUGUACCUGUGUUCCUCUCUUACUCCUCUUUGGCCCUCUUAUAAAUAUGCAUCAAGGAAUCUUGGAUUAGGGGCAAGGAUCCUUUUCUAAAGCUCAGCAUGUGUGUGUUUGGGUGAGAGAGUGUGUGUGUGAGUGGGUGUAUGCAUGCUUGAGUAUGUGUGUUUGUGUCUUAAGCCAGGCAGAGCAGAAUACGGGCCCGCUGUAAGCCCAGGCAUGUGUGAUUUGUGUGAAUGGGUUUAGUGUGCGCUGAUGGGCGACGUCUCGGACACUAGAUGACCAGGCGCUCCAUAGACAACGCAGCCUGUCCUGCUAAACAUAUCAAGUUUGUCCCAUCGCUGAGUGUCACAGAGGACGAGCCAUUUGUGGAGAAGAUCCAAGAUUCUUGUAACUUUUCUGCUGGCCACAUCCUGUUGAAACACACCUCUUUUCUCGUGUACCCUCCUCUCUCUGUCCUAGCUCUUAUUCCCUCUUGCUCAACAUACUCUUACACAUUUAAGCCCUCUCCCACAUACACACACCUCCCCUUAUUCUGGCCUCAUUUUCUGCUUUUAGCUCUGCUCUCCUGUUCCCUUUCUCGUCUACCUGUCCAAGAAGGACAAUCCUUGAUUUUCCCCACUCUUGUCCUACACCAUCACUGCACAAUUCCCUCGCUCUCCUAAACAACUCUUUUCCCCUAAUGGGCACCAUAUCAGACAGCAGUGCCACAUUCCCUUCAUCAUCACUGAGAACCUCUCUCCACCCCUAACUGCUUCACCGGCACCAACCACAACACAACCCAAUGGAGACAAAAGAUAUGAUGAUGACAAGCAUGUUGACAAUGGACAAGGGGGAGAAUGAAGGAGAGAGGGACAAAGGGAGGGAGGAAAUGGGGGGAGAAGAGGAGGGGACACAGCAGGAAAAUGGUAGACUGAUGCUGGCUGAUGGUCUUGCAGAGAAAGGACCCAAGAGCCUGACCACGGGCUCUGGCCAGCAGGUGUCCAAUGGCUUCACUUCAUCCACCCCUCAGAGCCCCAGGGACGGACCAGGGACCGCAGCUUGCUCUGGGGGCACAGCCUCUGGGCCUGGAGGUGGCGCUGGGUCCUCCAUGCCACUGGGAGGCCUCAGGACUCUAGUGGUCCAACAAACCAGCUUGGAGAGGCCCAGAGAAACCUGGAGCAAGAAGAUGGACUUCUUGCUGUCUGUGAUUGGCUACGCCGUUGACCUGGGAAAUGUCUGGCGCUUCCCCUACAUCUGCUACCAGAAUGGAGGAGGUGCCUUUUUGUUCCCCUACCUGUUGAUGGCGGUGUUUGGAGGUGUCCCUCUCUUCUAUAUGGAGCUGGCUCUCGGGCAGUUCCACCGCAGCGGCUGCAUCUCCAUCUGGAAACACAUCUGCCCCAUCUUCAAAGGGAUCGGCUUUGCCAUCUGCAUUAUAGCCCUCUACAUUGCCUUCUACUACAACACCAUCAUGGCCUGGGCCUUGUACUACCUACUGUCAUCAUUUGGGUCAACCCUUCCCUGGACCACCUGCACCAACAGCUGGAACACAGCCAACUGUAACCGCUACAUGUCCACCGACCACAAUGUGUCGUGGUCCAACUCCUCCACCUCCCCCGCAGAGGAGUUCUAUACUCGCCAGGUGUUGCAGGUUCACCUCUCCCCAGGCCUGCACCAGCUGGGCUCUGUCAGCUGGCAGCUGGCCCUCUGCCUGCUCUUCAUCUUCACCAUCGUCUACUUCAGCAUCUGGAAAGGAGUCAAGACGUCUGGAAAGGUAGUUUGGGUGACUGCUACCUUUCCCUAUCUGGUCCUUCUUAUCUUACUCAUCCAUGGGGCCACUCUGCCAGGGGCCUGGAGGGGUGUCGUCUUCUAUCUCAAGCCUGAUUGGACGAAACUGCUUAGCACUUCAGUGUGGAUUGAUGCAGCAGCUCAGAUCUUCUUCUCUCUGGGUCCGGGGUUCGGUGUACUCCUUGCCUUUGCCAGCUACAACCCAUUUCACAACAACUGCUACAAAGACGCGUUGGUCACCAGCUCUGUGAACUGUCUGACCAGCUUUCUGUCUGGCUUCGUUAUCUUUACUGUGCUGGGAUACAUGGCUGAGAUGAGGCAGCAGGAUGUGGAUGCUGUGGCCAAGGAUGCUGGACCCAGUCUGCUGUUCAUCAUUUAUGCAGAGGCCAUAGCAAACAUGCCUGCCUCCACUUUCUUUGCCAUUAUCUUUUUCCUCAUGAUCAUAAUGUUGGGUCUGGACAGCACGUUUGCAGGGUUGGAGGGGGUGAUCACAGCUAUGUUAGAUGAGUUCCCUCACAUCCUGGGUAAGAGGCGUGAGUGGUUUGUCUUUGGCCUGGUGUGUGUCUGCUACCUCGGGGCUCUCUCCACACUCACAUAUGGAGGAGCGUUUGUGGUAAAGCUGUUUGAGGAGUACGCUACAGGCCCUGCAGUCAUCACCGUGGUGCUGCUCGAAGUCAUUGCUGUUUCCUGGUUCUAUGGUACCAAACGUUUCUGUAAUGACAUCCAGGUCAUGCUUGGUUUCUACCCGGGUUUUUUCUGGAGGCUCUGCUGGGUGGCCAUCUGUCCCUGCUUUCUGCUGUUCAUCAUCAUCAGUUUCCUGGCCUUCCCUCCAGAGGUCAGGUUGUUUAACUACCACUACCCACAAUGGACCACUGUCCUAGGCUACUGCAUUGGGGUGUCCUCAUUCAUCUGUGUGCCUGCUUACAUGGUCUACCACCUGCUCAACGCCAAGGGCACAUUCAAACAGCGUCUUUUAAAGAGCAUCACUCCAGAGCCGGGCAGUGUGGACCACAGAGACUACAUUGUCACCAAUGCAGUCUGACCAGAUCCUGACCAAAAGAAGGUGCUACUCUAUCAACACUAGAGCGCCCUCUUCUGGACAAACUGCAAAACUACCGGACAAAGGGGCUACCUUUCACCAUCUUUGCCUCUUCUCAUACAUCUCCCUCACACGUUUGUCUUUCUCACACUAAGAUCUAGAAAUAGAUGUGGGAUUAGGUGGAGCCAGGCUGCAGCAGCUUUGUUUAGCUUCAUUUGGUUUGGUUUCUUACCCUGGGUUAAUAUCGAAGGAGUUCUCUGGUGUUACUUGCAAACCCAGAGCCCAGUUCACAUUCCUCUUCAUAUUUUUCCACUCAAAAGCAUCACUUUUCUUCAGGUAAUAAAGUCGUAAUAAAUAUUUUAUACAGUUAUACAUCUGUGUUCCUCCAGACCAUAUAACAUGCAAUCAGACUGGAGAUACUGCACAUUGAAAUCAGCUGGAAAAGGCCAGACAGAUACAUUUCACUCCACUCUCACUGUUUAUAGUUGUACUUUCAUAUUAUGCGAUUAAGUUAUGCAUUCUAAUAUGUAGCAAAAUUCAGGUAUCUUUUUACAUCUGUUACUGAAGCCAAAUAUAUGAUAUCGGUUCUGUUCAUAUUUCUAAAGAUGUUUCAAUAUUGUAGUUGUCGUUAUGUUGUGUUGACUGUCAGCCUGUGUUUAUUCAAUGGCAUCUCGGACGAAUGACAAAUUUGCAAUGAGUUCCCUACACUGUGAAGCACUGUCUGGUAGUGGCAGGAAUGUGUGUGUGUGUGUGUGUGUGUGUGUGUGUGUGUGUGUGUGUGUGUGUUCAAAAGACAGACUGUUAAAAUGUCCAGUGGAAAAACGAUUCACAGACAGAACUAACCAUGUGUAUUCAUUCUAUAACUGCAAUAUAAGAUGUGUAUUUAUUUUAUAAAGUAUCACUGCUGUCAUUUUGACUUUCCUCACUUCAAUCGUUACAUGACAUAGUUUUAAUCUCAGUGACAUUCUGCACUCUGUCCUACUGCAUAACUGUCAGUAAUAGAAACCAAAUAUGGAUCAGAGUUAAUAACAUUAUCAACAUCAUAGUCUGAGAAUCAGCGUCACUGCUCUUUACUUUCUACCAAAAAUUAGUGUCUAUGUGUGUAUGCACAUGUGCCUGUGUGUGAGAGUGUAUGUAUCUGUGUGUAUGUAGGAGCGGGAGUUAAAAUAUGGCGAGUACUGUACAUCUACAUGUGUAUUUACUAGUCAGUCUGGUAUUGGUGUAAUCUAUCCUGUGAAUACCCGUCUCCUCCCUCCAUGGAUGUGUGAAUGUGAGUGUGUUUAGUGAGUGUCAGUGCGUGUGUGUGUGUGUGCGUGUACACCUUGGUUAGUAUGUCGGUGCACAUGUGGAUGGUUGCACGAAAAGGAUUAGAGGUGUUCAGCCCCUUUAUGUGUGCAUGCUGUGAUGUGUGUGAUUACUGUACUUCAAUGUGUGUGUGUGUGUGUGUGUGUGUGUGUCUGUGUGUCUGUAAUGUGAACUCCUGUUGUCUUGUUAAUGGCCAAAAUAUCCUAUGAAGGAAGUAAACUCCCUCCUGCCUCUCUCUUUUUCUCUAGUACCUCUCAAACUUAUGUAAGAUCUAUGUAUGUCAAUAAAAGACUGUAUUGAGAAAUACACCUGUAUAGGAUAAAGAUAUAUAAAUAUAUGGAAAAUACCAGAUAAUAAAGAUAUAUGGAAAUAAAUUA